Messenger RNA from Gloeophyllum trabeum ATCC 11539, 297 nucleotides. RefSeq lists its product as uncharacterized. The transcript has a single exon. Lineage: Eukaryota; Fungi; Basidiomycota; Agaricomycetes; Gloeophyllales; Gloeophyllaceae. The record is from RefSeq and is a predicted model, not a curated record. The annotation marks the transcript as partial.
GACGCGGUGAGGGGAUGGUCGGGACUGGGGUAUGGCGACGAAUUCGCUGAGGAUGACAGGAGACUCCUUGCACCCUCCUUCGGCAAUGGUGAGUCUCAAAAUGGCGCCGCGGUGCUGGGAGACAACGGGGUUGCGGUGCAAGUGGAGCAGAGGCCACAAGCUCGGAGAGAUGAGCAGGCCAUGCUUACACCUGGAUAUGAGGAGGUUGCCGGUAUGGAGGAGUGGAUGGAAGACAAUGAGUAUGACUUUGCGGAUGGGCAGCACAAUGGGAACACUGAUACAUAUGAUCAGUACUAG